Paramecium pentaurelia is the source of this 670-nucleotide messenger RNA. The record is from the annotation of a GenBank genome assembly. Lineage: Eukaryota; Ciliophora; Oligohymenophorea; Peniculida; Parameciidae.
AUGGCUCAACAAUUAUCAAUUCAAAGAUUACUAAGAGAAUAUGACAAAUUGUAAAAGUUGAACAAUAAUUAAUUCAUAUGUGAACCAAAUCCUACAAAUAUUUUUGAAUGGCAUUUUGUCAUUUAUAAUCUGACUGAUUCCUUUGCAGGAGGAUAUUAUCAUGGAAUCUUAUAGAUGCCUCCAGAUUAUCCAUUAAAACCUCCAACAUUAAAAUUUAUUACUCCAUCAGGAAGAUUUGAAGUUGGAAAACCUGUAUGUUUGUAAAUUGUUUAUAUUAAUUAUAAGAUCAUUUACCAAUUUUCAUCCAGAAAGUUGGAGUUCUGCAUAAACAAUUGAAUCUAUGAUGAUCUCAAUUAUUUCAUUUAUGUAUACCAAUGAAAAUACAACUGGAGGAAUUAUAAGUAGUCAUUUAGAAAAAUAGAAAUAAGCUUUAAAUUCCAAAAAAUUUAAUUUAUAAAAUGAAUAAUUUACUAAGAUCUUUAAAAAGCACUUCGAUAAGUUAAAAUUGACUGAUAAUUAUUAAAACAAUUAGAUUAAAGAUAAUUGUAAUAAUGUAAGUGCUAAUAUUAUUGUGGAAGAAGAAAGUUCAAUAACAGCCAAAUAAUUUUUUAUCGGAGGUCCUAUUAUCUUAUUAUUGAUCUAUUUUUUAUUAUAAAGUAUAGUUGAAUGA